CAAAUCAUUUGAUUUCCGGUUCGUCGAAAAACAGCACGAAAAUGAAUGCUCCUCCAACUUUCGAGUCCUUCCUUCUGUUUGACGGCGAAAAGAAAAUCACCAUUGAAAAAGACACUAAAGUGCCAAAUGCUGCAAUAUUUACUGUUAAUAAAGAAGAUCACACACUAGGAAACAUGAUUUGUUCACAGUUAUGGAAAGACCCUCAGGUGUUGUUUGCUGGAUAUAAAAACCCUCAUCCAUUGGAACACAAAUUUGUGUUAAGAGUACAGACAACCUCAGACUACAGUCCUCAGGAUGCAUUGACAAAUGCCAUUACUGAUCUCAUUAGUGAGUUUUCACUACUGGAAGAAAGAUUUAAGGAUGCAGUAAGAGAACGACAGGAUGGUGACAUAUGAAACCAGACUUCAGAACAUUAUUGUGAAACGUACAAACAAUUGUAUUUCAACAGAAUUAUUUAUUUUGUUGAAAAUAAUAAGUUUAGCUGGUCUAAACGUGAAGGAAAAGUGAAUAUUCAUUCCAAAAAUGGACACCUGAUCAUGAGAAUCUGUGAACAGCAGGAGCAAUAACAUUUCAUUGUCUUUUUUAUCAUUUCAUUUCAACAUGUUAAUAACCAUGAUCAUUUAUUUAAUGGAUAAAUCCAUGAUUAAAAGAUAUGUAAACGUU
This is a messenger RNA of Mytilus californianus (California mussel), 663 nucleotides long. RefSeq names its product DNA-directed RNA polymerase II subunit RPB11-like. NCBI's taxonomy places the organism in Eukaryota, Metazoa, Mollusca, Bivalvia, Mytilida, Mytilidae. The coding region runs from base 42 to 395 and encodes 117 amino acids. The record is from RefSeq and is a predicted model, not a curated record. Gene Ontology annotation, molecular function: DNA binding; protein dimerization activity. Gene Ontology annotation, biological process: transcription by RNA polymerase II. The transcript has 4 exons. Gene Ontology annotation, cellular component: RNA polymerase II, core complex.